Molecule: messenger RNA, 1943 nt
Organism: Paramisgurnus dabryanus
Lineage: Eukaryota; Metazoa; Chordata; Actinopteri; Cypriniformes; Cobitidae
Gene: mnx2a
Product: motor neuron and pancreas homeobox 2a
Biological process (GO): neuron projection morphogenesis; spinal cord motor neuron cell fate specification; regulation of DNA-templated transcription
Cellular component (GO): nucleus
Molecular function (GO): sequence-specific double-stranded DNA binding; DNA-binding transcription factor activity, RNA polymerase II-specific
Source: RefSeq, a predicted model, not a curated record
UAGAGAGUCAUUAUGAAAACACAAAUACAUUAGACCGCAGUUACAGAGUAACACAAUAUACAACAACUCUUUUAAAGAAUUGGCAGACAAUGUUGCAGACUCUUACGUCAGAGGUAAAUGUAAAAUUAUUUAUUUGUUAACUUAAGUGAACAACAGGAAAAAGAUUAACAAAACUUUUAAAACUAACAGUAUUUAUAUUAAAGUUGAACUAGCAGCUUGAGCCUAAACAUUUGCCUAUAUGGAUAAGUCGAAGAAUUUUCGUAUUGAUGCCCUGUUGUCAGAGAGUUCUCAGCGGAUGGUUCGGGAGGAUUCACCGGGACUGUGCAAUGACGGUACUGACAACGAGCCUAUUAUCUGCAAACGGAUAGAAAAUUCACCAACUCGAGCCUUUCAGCUUCAGACAGGGGUCAUACCAAAACCGGGUAUGCUGAACAUUUCUCACCCAGGAUUAACGUCAUUUUCUCAAGGGUCUAUGCCAGGAAUGUAUCCAACACAUAUGUACUCUAUUUCGGCACUUGGUGCUCAGCACCCCAGCUUUGCUUAUUCUGGUUUUGGGCAUCAGUACCCGGAGCACCUGAAAGCAGCAGCCGUGGCCGGUUCAUUCCCGCUGGAGCACUGGAUACGGGCCGGCCUCAUAAUGCCACGACUCGCCGAUUACAGCGGAGCACCCCAGGCUGGUCUGAUUGGAAAAUGCCGCAGACCACGAACAGCUUUCACCAGUCAGCAACUACUGGAGCUGGAAAACCAGUUUAAACUCAACAAGUACCUGUCCCGACCCAAACGCUUUGAGGUGGCCACAUCUCUCAUGCUGACUGAGACACAGGUCAAGAUUUGGUUCCAGAACCGGCGGAUGAAGUGGAAGCGCAGUCGCAAAGCUAAAGAACAAGCUGCGCAGCUGGAUACAGACAGCUGUAAGUCAGGCAAUAGAGCAAAGAAGUCCAAAGAUGUUGAUCGCUGCAGCGGACAAGAUGAUGAUGAGGAUCUGGAUGCAGAUGAAGAAGAUGAUGAUGAUGAAGAAGAGGAAGAUUUUCGAAAAUCUAUUAACGUAGGUGUGAGUCUUUCUCAUCCCUCAGACUUCCUGCAGCACAGCUCAGAGCUGAGUUACAGCUCCCAUGGCUCUUACUCUGAUGAUGACCUGGAAGAGAUCGGAGGAGACCGAAAGAUCAGAUUGGGGUUAUGAGGAACUGAUGACAUCUGUCGUCUAUAUGUUCAUUCAUUGGACAGCUAAUAGCAUUUAUGUUUUGCUACUCUUAAAACAACAUCACCUCAUGACUGAAACUGUUGAUGUCCAAACUAUUAUUUAAACCUUGUAUGGUCACGUUAAUUAAUGGAUACAGACAGAACAUUUAUAGUCAUAUAAACAGUACUGGCAUUUUAAUAAUGAAUGAAAAUGGUCUUCCAGUCUAUUUGCACUUAAUAUUUUUUUCUUGAAGGCUGCUUGUAAACUGCAAGUGUAAACUUUCUCACACACUAACAAGUUUUUUAUGUGAUCAAAUGUUUCAUGGACAUUUUGAUUGACACUACCUGUGAGCUGUUGAACCGAAUGAGGAAGUCUUAGCAAGUCACAGGUUGACACUCUUGCUGUACAUAGAUGAAACACAUUGACCUCUUGAUCAUAUUUUGUUCAGUAGUAGUAUGUAAGCAAGCAUGGAUGCUGAUGAACAGAGGACUGUCCAGAGGUCAGCUUUUCUUUCAGUAACCAUUGACUGAGGAACACAGAGGAACUGAUAAAUCCUCAGCAAAUAUUAAACAAGGGCAAACUGUGAACAGUGCAUUACUUAGUCCAUUAGUUUAUGUCACGUUGUUGGUGUUUUUAAUGUUAUUUAACUGUUACAGAUUAUAUCUAAUUUAUUCAGCUAUGAAAGAGAUCAGAAGUUUGAAGAAUUGUGUGAACUUCAGACAUUGCUGAUGAAAUAUGUACAUGAAGUAAAAGGGAAAUAAAC